AUGAAUACCGUCCAUAUCAAAGAAUUAACUAAUCUCGAAAAGAAAUACAUAAUUGAGAAGCAACAACUCAAGAACAAGGUAUAUCCAGAGGUAGAAUCCCUUAAGCAGAUGGCCGCUAAGCUAACACAGCAAGGCGAAUACGAUCAAGCCCAAAUUAAAGUAAAUGAAAUGAUGAAAAUGAAGAAAAAGCUUCUUAAACAGAACGAAUACGAGAUUGACAGGAAGCACAACCAAAGAGUUAAGAAUUUAGAAGAGAAACAAUGCCAGGAACUCAAAGUUCUCGAAGAAGAAAGUGAAAGAGAGUUAGAAAGAAUAAACAACGAGUUUGAAGAGAAUAUAAGAGUUCUCAAACUAACUCUCAAGUCUACAAUCAAAGCUUCUGUAUCAGACUACGCUCUGACGGCCUGA
Molecule: messenger RNA, 408 nt
Organism: Trichomonas vaginalis G3
Lineage: Eukaryota; Parabasalia; Trichomonadida; Trichomonadidae
Exons: 1
Coding region: 1-408 (135 amino acids)
Source: RefSeq, a predicted model, not a curated record